GUAGGACAGUAGCUCUCCAGGAGCAGGGUUGGAGAUCUCUGCUUUAAAGAGUCCUGGGCAAACAGGUCUGCAGUGCAGAAGCUAACACCAUUGAAACUAUUUGCAAACAAAGCCACACUGAGGACAAAUGAUUUACCUUCAGCGUCACAGACUCAUUGGGUAGUUUUGCUUCCUUCAGCACUAAUCUGUUAAUCUGCCCUUAGUGCUUUGUUUACACUCGUUCGCUUUCAUUGAGACCCCUCAUGUCUUACACCAGUGCAGUAACACAUGUAGCCAGUAACUCAAACACCCUUGAAAAAGAAGUUUUCAGAGCCUCUGUGCUACUGUAUGCUAAUGGGCCGGCGUCUGCUGCUGGAAACUGCAGCUACAAGGCGCUUAUCGAACAUCUCGGCUUGGCCAAUGAUGACAUUCAGAUGACGUACCUGCGGCCCGUGGUUAAUUGGAGAACCCCUACCUCUGUUUAUACAGACCUGUAUGUGACCUCCAUCACAGAAGUGGAUGAAAAAGCCCAGAGCCUCUCAACACAAGUCACAAUUGCGCAUGGUUGGUACAGUGACUUCACUAAAUGGAAUCCAGAUGACUUCUGUGGAAUCAAAGUAUGUCCAAUUAAAAAGGAUAUGGUUUGGACUCCAGACAUCGUCAUCACUGAAAGCAUCAAGACCGAGUUUGCAACAAAGGAGAAUCAGUAUGUCCAGUUGCAGAAUCAAGGGGUUAUUGUAACAUCUAACACUUUUGCCGUGACCACGGCCUGCAAGAUGAACCUGCACAAGUUUCCCUUCGACGUCCAAAGCUGCUCUUUUACCCUUCAGUCUCCGAUCCAUUCAAGCGAGGAGCUCAUAAUCAGGCCGUUCUCUGGUGCAUCAUUCCUGACCCUCAGCUCCAAGCAGGCCUUUCAGACUCAGGGAGAGUGGGAAUUCCUCAGUAUAAACAUGUCUAAAGCCAAUGUCUCUACUCUAGGAGAACUACAGGAUCUGCUGAUAUAUAAGAUCACCAUGAAGAGGAGACCUUUACUGUAUGUCAUUAACUUUCUAAUGCCAGUAUUUUACUUCCUUAUUCUGGAUUUGGCCUCUUACUUCAUCGAUUCAAGUGGAGGAGAGAAGUUGGGUUUUAAAAUAACUCUGCUUCUGGCUAUUUCUGUGUUACUGCUGCUUCUUCAAGACAUGCUGCCCUCUACUGCCAGUGAUGUUCCCCUGAUUGGGGUUUAUUGUGUUGUCAUUUUCUCUCUCAUUGGCAUCAGCGUUCUGGAGACCAUUCUUGUGAAUUUUCUUAUGGCUAAAGGAAAUCGGACAGGUCCAGGAAGAACAACGGAAAGCUUAUCUGCUCUUUCUGAUGCUGUGAAGGACACGAAGGGCACUCCGGACUUAGUUACAGACCGACAUGAAGAGCAGCUGCCUGCGCUGGACGUUCUGAAGCAGAUCCUCGUGGAGUUUCAGGCUGCUGCUACUCAUCAGAACCAACAAGAGAGGAAAUGCCUGAGCUGGACCAGAGUGGCAACAAUAAUAGAUGUGACCUUCUACUUUCUGUAUGUAACCACAGUUAUUGUGUUUCUGAUAACGCUGUUCAGAUCUUGGUUCCUGGUAGCAGAUGUCCCCUAAUAGGCCUCUACAUGAGAUGGAAAGUCUUCUUUUGCAUGACUAGAUUAUGAUUAGCCAGUGUUGGUUUUCCAUUGUAGUUUAUGCACAUUAUACUAUAUAAGGCUGUGAUAUGUAAUUUGAUUUAAUUAUGAAUUUAAAUCCAUUACUAAUUAAAAAUGACAUGACAGAAAUUAUAGCAAUAGAAUUUGAGAGAUAACACAUUUUUGUUAACUUUAUCUGUCUACUUUCGAUUAUAUUUUAUAUUAUAUGUGACCUGUCUUUAGCUUCUUUAGACAUUGGUUGCAAUUUUAAGUGCAUUUAACAUAAGUGUCAUCUGGUCGUCAUACUUAAGUACUGUAAAAGUAAAGUUAACACUAGUUAACUACAUUAGUUAACAUGAACUAACAUGAAAAAUGU
Cyprinus carpio (common carp) is the source of this 1991-nucleotide messenger RNA. RefSeq names its product 5-hydroxytryptamine receptor 3A-like. The record is from RefSeq and is a predicted model, not a curated record. Gene Ontology annotation, molecular function: neurotransmitter receptor activity; transmembrane signaling receptor activity; extracellular ligand-gated monoatomic ion channel activity. NCBI's taxonomy places the organism in Eukaryota, Metazoa, Chordata, Actinopteri, Cypriniformes, Cyprinidae. Bases 243 to 1595 code for a protein of 450 amino acids. Gene Ontology annotation, biological process: chemical synaptic transmission; monoatomic ion transmembrane transport; nervous system process. The transcript is spliced from 9 exons. Gene Ontology annotation, cellular component: synapse; membrane; neuron projection.